This is a messenger RNA of Tricharina praecox, 927 nucleotides long. RefSeq names its product CDP-alcohol phosphatidyltransferase-domain-containing protein. Bases 99 to 800 code for a protein of 233 amino acids. The transcript is spliced from 4 exons. Gene Ontology annotation, biological process: phosphatidylinositol biosynthetic process. NCBI's taxonomy places the organism in Eukaryota, Fungi, Ascomycota, Pezizomycetes, Pezizales, Pyronemataceae. The record is from RefSeq and is a predicted model, not a curated record. Gene Ontology annotation, cellular component: membrane; Golgi apparatus. Gene Ontology annotation, molecular function: CDP-diacylglycerol-inositol 3-phosphatidyltransferase activity.
UCUUGCACCCCUUAACCGCUACACCUUCCGCUUCACCGCUUCACCGACAACCCGCCCCACCUCAACCGUAACCCCUCCGCUCUACAACCUCCCACACUAUGGCUGCCUCAAAGUCCAGUGCGAACGGCCGACCAAAGUCCGCCUCCAUUUCUGACGCUGAUGCUGGAAACAUCUUUUUGUUCAUUCCAAACCUGAUCGGAUACUCGCGUGUUUUGCUCGCUGGAGCAUCGCUGUACUUCAUGUCGUACCAUCCCAACUACUGCGCAAUACUAUACUCGCUUUCGUGUCUGCUGGAUGCUCUGGACGGAUGGGCCGCGCGCAAGUUCAACCAGGCGACAAAGUUCGGCGCGGUGCUGGACAUGGUCACGGAUCGGUGUACAACUGCGUGCUUGCUGGUGUUCCUGAGUGCCGCUUACACCAAUUACGCCGUCCUGUUCCAGGUGCUCAUCUCGCUAGAUCUGGCGAGUCACUACAUGCAUAUGUAUGCAUCGCUGGAUUCCGGAGCCGCUUCCCACAAGAAAGUCGAGAAGAAGCGCAGCAAAAUUCUGAACCUUUACUACUCUAACAACAAAGUGCUUUUUACCUUCUGCGCCGCUAAUGAGCUGUUCUUCCUCGCGCUCUACCUAUUGAGCUUCCCCGACUUUGCCCAGAACCACACAUGGCCCUGGGUUGUUGCCAUCGCCACUGCACCCAUCUGUGCCGCCAAGCAGUGGAUCAACGUUGUGCAGAUGGUUAAGGCCGCCAUCACUCUGGCUGAGGGAGACGUUGAGCUCAGGAGAAGGGCGGCCGGUAAGAGAUAAGCUGAGCGGGAUCGAUGAACCUCCUGGAGGGAGAGGCGAUUCAUCUACAGAAAUUUGUGCGCGUGUGGAUUGCAACGAAGAGGGAUAUGGAUGGGAUGGGAUGGGGGAUCAACUUAUAGACUGGGUU